CGGGGCGGAGCCGACGAGGGGGCGGUAUCCCCGGCCGGCCCUGCGGGAGGGGCCCGGGCUGCAGGUCGCCAUGGGCCUGCGCUCGGCGCUGCUGCUGCUGCUCGCCCUGCCGCUGGGCUGGGCCGGCCGGGCCCGCAACGUGCUGCUGCUCGUGGCGGACGAUGGCGGCUUUGAGAGCGGCGCGUACAACAACUCCGCCAUCAACACCCCCAACCUGGACGCCUUGGCCGGGCGCAGCCUCGUCUUCCGGAAUGCCUUCACCUCCGUCAGCAGCUGCUCCCCCAGCAGGGCCAGCAUCCUGACCGGCUUACCCCAGCACCAAAAUGGGAUGUAUGGGCUGCACCAGGACGUGCACCAUUUCAACUCCUUUGACAAGGUGCAGAGUCUUUCCCUGCUGCUCAGCCAGGCACAGAUCCGGACAGGGAUAAUUGGGAAGAAGCACGUUGGGCCGGAGACUGUGUAUCCCUUUGAUUUUGCGUACACUGAGGAGAACAGUUCUGUGCUGCAGGUGGGCAGAAACAUCACCCGGAUCAAACGGCUCGUCCGGAAAUUCCUGCAGAGCCAGGACGAGAGGCCGUUCUUCUUGUACGUCGCCUUCCAUGAUCCCCAUCGCUGCGGCCACUCCCAGCCCCAGUACGGGGCCUUCUGUGAGAAGUUCGGCAAUGGCGAGAGCGGCAUGGGCUGGAUCCCCGACUGGAAGCCCCAGACGUACAGCCCAGAGCAUGUGCAGCUCCCGUACUUCGUUCCAGACACUCCAGCCGCUCGCGCUGACCUGGCCGCCCAGUACACAACAAUCGGGCGCAUGGACCAAGGGAUCGGGCUGGUCCUGGAGGAGCUGCGCAGCGCCGGCUUGCACAACACCACGCUGGUGAUUUAUACCUCUGACAACGGCAUCCCCUUCCCCAGCGGCAGGACCAACCUGUACUGGUCGGGCACUGCUGAGCCCCUGCUGGUCUCCUCCCCCGAACACCCCGAGCGCUGGGGGCAGGUCAGCCAGGCUUAUGCCAGCCUGCUGGAUCUCACGCCCACCAUCUUGGACUGGUUCGCCAUCCCCUAUCCCAGCUACAGCAUCUUCGGCACCAAGACAGUCCAGCUCACCGGGAAGUCGCUCCUGCCAGCCCUGGUGUUGGAGCAGCCCUGGGUCACGGCCUUCAGCAGCCAGAGCCACCACGAGGUCACCAUGUACUACCCCAUGCGGGCGAUUCAGCACCAGCAGUUCCGCCUGAUCCACAACCUCAACUUCAGGAUGCCUUUCCCGAUCGACCAGGACUUCUACGUCUCGCCAACCUUCCAGGACCUGCUCAGCCGGACCAGAGCCCGGCAGCCGACCCACUGGAACAAGACCCUGCACCAGUACUAUUACAGGGACCGCUGGGAGCUGUUCGACCGGAGCAGCGAUCCCACCGAGAGCCGGAAUCUGGCCUCCGACCCCCAGUACGCCGAGGUCUUGGAGCUGCUCAAAGCCCACCUGUUGAAGUGGCAGUGGGACACUAAUGACCCUUGGGUGUGUGCCCCAGACGGCAUCUUAGAGGAAAAACUGAGCCCCCAGUGCCAGCCCCUUUACAAUGAACUGUGAGUCACCGGCUCACCUUGCGGGAGUCCUGUCUGCAUUCCUUCCACCAGCCCAGCCCCGGGUCCUGCUUGGCCCUCGGCUCCUCCCCAAAUCCUGACACAGCCCCAGAACCCCCAAGGGAACAGCUAGCUCGUCUGCCAAAUGAGACAUCAAGUGCCUAAACAUGCAGCCCCCGGGCUCCAGGGUCCACAGGGCGACCCCGCAGCCACGCCAGAGCUCCAGCCACCCUCCGUCUAGCACAAGGUGGGGCAGCAACCAGAGACGGGCUGGUCCCACUCCCCCAUUCACACAACUGGCGUGUGCUUUGUGUGUCAAAACAGCAUCUGCCCCUGAAGCUCAAAUGGGACAUUUUCCUCCUCAGUGGGGUGUCAUCGCACCCGGCAACAGGCAGCGCUGGACUGCAGCCAACCUGAAAGCUGUCAAAUGCAUGAUCUCAAUAAAGUCGCUGGGAAGAGAA
Messenger RNA from Chrysemys picta bellii (western painted turtle), 2030 nucleotides. It is a transcript of the gene SGSH, whose product is annotated as N-sulfoglucosamine sulfohydrolase. Gene Ontology annotation, biological process: glycosaminoglycan catabolic process; heparan sulfate proteoglycan catabolic process. Gene Ontology annotation, molecular function: glycosaminoglycan binding; N-acetylglucosamine-6-sulfatase activity; N-sulfoglucosamine sulfohydrolase activity. NCBI's taxonomy places the organism in Eukaryota, Metazoa, Chordata, Testudines, Emydidae. The record is from RefSeq and is a predicted model, not a curated record.